Molecule: messenger RNA, 2388 nt
Organism: Dujonia railenensis
Lineage: Eukaryota; Fungi; Ascomycota; Pichiomycetes; Serinales; Debaryomycetaceae
Source: the annotation of a GenBank genome assembly
AUGUCGGCCUCAACUCCAAAUUAUUCGGAUUCGGAUUUUUCUGACAAUGAAGUAGAAGAGUAUUCGGGUCAAAUGCAUUUGGAAUCAAACAUAUCACUCACAGCCAGAAGACAUUUGACGCGCACAGAUGCCAGUAGUAUAGUAGGGGGUAACUCAAUUCAUGACGUCUACCCGGAAGGAAUUCUCGACGAGAUAGGAGACGGUGAUGUGACAGUGGAUGAUGUGAUACAUGAAAUCAAAACUCCAGUGCCUACCUUGGUGAGCUCAUCGAAAGUGGAGUCCAAUGAUACCAUGAAGGUGGUGCCGAUCCUGGAUGUGGAUUCAAUACAACCGGCAUCAGAAGAGAUCAGCACAGAAAAGAAACAUCCCAACGAAAAGCCAACAUAUAAACAACCGAAAGACGAGAAGUAUGAUUCUACGGCAAGUAAUGCCACCACUCAAAAGGUGUUUUCCUUUUCACUUCCCUUUGGACUAUCAAACAUCAAGGCAAAUCUUUAUAAGCAAAUCAAAGAUUUCAAAGACGAUAUACAUUUUCCUCUCUUAUCGCAACUGCUGUCGAAUGAUGACGACAGUGUAAGUCAUCACAAUGUCAACGAACAAGUCAGACUUCGCCUUGAGCGCCAGGAACUGAUCAACACAAUCAUGGAAGCAAAAUAUUUCAAGAACAUUAAAUCUCAUGAUGAUGCUAGGUUAAGGGCAAUGAAAAAAAGUAUUAGUGACGGUGUAAGUGGCAUCGUCCACCCAAGUAGGAAGAAGGAGAAGGAAAAUUCUUACGAUCAAAUCUUCAAUGAAUUAGAGGGAAAUGUCAUAGUUCUAGGGGGAUACAGAGGGUCCAUAUUGAGAGAUACUAAAACAAAGAAAAGGCUUUGGAUCCCCAUCAAGGCGGGUUUCAACUUGAUAAAAAUCAACCUCUUGUUAGGCCCUUCAUUGGAUGAUGAAAUUAAUGCAACUAAAUUUAUAUACCCGGAUGGUAUGAUCAAAAAUAUAGGACCAUUAGAUUUAUCCAAGAAACUCAUAAAGAAAUUAAGCGCCAACCCUAAGCUAAAUGUUAAAGACUUCGGGUAUGACUGGAGACUAUCCGGUGAAAUAGUUUCUCGGCAAUUGGAACAAUUUAUGGACGAUAUGUAUGUAGCCACAGUGAACACUCCAAUAAUAGUGUUGGCACAUUCUAUGGGGGGCAUGAUGACUCAUUCGGUUAUGCAAAGAAGGCCAGAGUUGUUUAGAUCAAUUGUAUACGUUGGAUGUCCUAGCGAAUGUCUUAACAUUUUGGGUCCUAUAAGGUUUGGUGAUACUGUAAUCUUUUCUGACAAAAUUUUGACACCAGAGACAAAUUUUAUGAUGAGAUCAGGUUUCAAUUUCUUACCAUUGAGUGGCCGAGUAUUUGUCAACAGAAACACCAAGGAAUUUUACGAUUUAGACUAUUUCAACCCAGAUACGUGGGUAGAGUACAACUUGAACCCAUUGGUUUCUCAGAAACGGAAAGAUAGAGAAGAAGAACGUAGAAGAACUCUUGAAAGUAUGAGCCAAAGCGACUCUGUAUCCACGCUGAAUUCUUCGACGGUUCCUUUCAGUGGUAUUGAAAGGAAUUCUACUUCCUCGCCAAGCACACUUGUUGCAUCACCUCAAGCGCAGAACAAACUACUUGUGAACUCUGGAAAGACAGAGUCAUCUUUCCUUCUGCUACCAGAAAACAUCUCCAUACCAAGUAUAAAUAGUAUUAGCAGUAAACUCAGGAGUUGCAGUCCAAUAUCUAUCGGGAGAAGGGGUAAAAAUAACAGCCAAAUAUCUAAGUCACCAAAGAAUUCUCAACUGACACUAUCAGUGAACAGUUCGUUAAAUAAUAGCGCAAAAGCAUCACCUGUAAAUAAUUAUUUUGGAGUAAAUUCACCUGGUUCUAUUGAUGCUAUUAAAUUUGAUGAAGACGAUGAAGAGGAACGUGGCUACUCUAUUCUGUUCACACAAGCUUAUGAAUAUUUGAAGCACAGCUUGGCUAGAGCGAAAGAGUUUGUGUUGAGCUUGGAGUACAAGCCAGAACUAGAGGAUAGAUACCCACCCUUGGUAGUGGUGUAUGGUAAUCAGGUGCCAUCUGUGAGAGGCUCGAAUGUAGAUAGUAUUGAAGAUAUUAAAGACGGGAACUACUACAAUUUCUACUAUGGCCAUGGAGAUGGAGUAAUCCAUCAAAAAUGGCUCAUGCCUCAGAAGAAGGGCUUUAAUUUCUUCGACCUGGAAACUGGAAAUGGACAAAUCGUUGGUAAGUUUGCGUCUGCUUGUGGGCAUGUCAGUUUGAUGACAGACAUAGAAGUCAUGGCCAAAGCACUAAAUGCUAUAGUAGAAGCAGAAGCCAUAUGGCCCGACAGAAAGAAGAAUGCCCGUUUAUUAAAAAAAUAG